CCCGACAAGGGGAAAACUGGCUGAGCUUCCCCGCGGCCUGCCCUGCCCCCGCCCUAUUCUCAGAGCUCUGCGCACUUGGCCUCCAGCCGUCAGCCUCGCAGUCGCAUCCUGAGGCCCGGUCGGGGUUCUAAAUGGAGAGAAUGACCAAAACAGAGAAGGGGAGCGGGGAAACCAGUUGGGCUCUGCGUGGUGCCCUGGCCGCGGUGGCUCUGCUUUCCGCGCUCAAUGCGGUGGGCACGGUCUUCGCGCUGUGCCAGUGGCGCAGACUGAGCGAGGCGCUGCGGGCGCUGGAGACGGAGAGGGUUCAGCAGGCGAGGGAGGACAGCGCCCUCCGCACCUUCCUUCAGGAGCUAAGCAGGGCGCCUCGCAACGUUCCGGGCAACCCCGAGCCAGAUCUCCCCGGGGCGGCGCGGAACAAACGCAGUCACACUGGGGAGUCCCAGCCGCAUAUCCGGGCGGAGAACCAGGACAUGCUGAUGAUGAUGACUUACUCCAUGGUGCCGGUUCGGGUGAUGUUGGAUUUAUGUAAUAGCACCAAAGGGAUCUGCUUAACAGGACCACCUGGACUACCAGGACCUCCAGGAAUGAAUGGGUUACCAGGACACAAUGGAUCAGAUGGACUGCCAGGCAUUCAAGGACCAAGGGGAGAAAAAGGAGCAAAUGGGAAAAAAGGAAAAAUGGGGUUGCCUGGGCCCAUGGGACAUCAAGGGGAGAAAGGAGAAAAGGGAGACCCUGGUGAAUUGGGCUUGCCUGGAAAUGAUGGUCUCCCAGGAGAAAAAGGUGAAAGAGGAGAGAAAGGAGACAAAGGAGACCCAUCCAAUGAUGUGCUUCCUACAGGUGCCAAAGGUGACCAAGGUCCCCCAGGCCUCCCUGGCCCUCCUGGACCCCCUGGCCCUCAAGGUCCACCUGGCCCACCUGGAAGUAGAAGAGCCAAAGCCCAACGCCAGCCAAAUAUGUUUAAUGGCCAAUGCACAGGUGACGCCUGUGCAGUACCAAAUGAUGACACACUGGCAGGAAAACCAGAUGAGAAAGCAAAUGAACACCAUUCUCCACAAGCUGAAUGCAUCAUUGCAUCUAUUGGAAGUCCAACCGAGGUGAUAAAAGUUAAGGACACAUUUGGAACUUGGAUGAAAGAAUCAGUGAAUAAGAGUGAUGAACGAAUUUGGGUGACUGAACAUUUCUCAGGCCACAUUGUGAAAGAAUUUAAGGAUCAAGUCUCCCUUCAGAACAGCAGUUACAAGCCCAUUCACCUCAGGUACUUAUUCUACGGCUGUGGGCAUGCUGUCUAUAACAACUACCUCUACUAUCAGAAAGGAGGCUCCAAUAUCAUUGUGAGAUUUGAAUUUGCAACAGAAACAUCUGAGACACUGAAGAUUGAAAAUGCCUUGCACUCGGGUCGAAAUUAUCUCUUUGUAAACUCAAAAACAUACUUCAAUUUCGCAGUUGAUGAAAAGGGCCUUUGGAUUAUCUAUGCUUCAAGUUUGGAUGGGUCCAGUAUCUUUGUGGCCCAACUAGAGCAAAGUACCUUCUCGGUCAUUCAACAUAUCAACACCACGUACCCCAAAUCCAAAGCAGGCAAUGCUUUUGUAGCCUGUGGCGUCCUCUAUGUCACGGACACCAAAGACAUGAAGAUAACCUUUGCUUUUGAUUUGUUAAAGGGGAAACAGAUCAAUGUGAGUUUUGACCUAAGAACUUCACAGUCUGUUCUUGCCAUGUUAGCUUACAACUUGAGAGAUCAGCAUCUAUAUACAUGGGAAGAUGGCUAUUUAAUGCUAUAUCCUGUUCAGUUUUUGUAAGCCAUGGGAAAUAAAUGAUGAUUCUUUCAGAAUGGUC
Molecule: messenger RNA, 1833 nt
Organism: Sarcophilus harrisii (Tasmanian devil)
Lineage: Eukaryota; Metazoa; Chordata; Mammalia; Dasyuromorphia; Dasyuridae
Gene: GLDN
Product: gliomedin
Exons: 10
Coding region: 132-1796 (554 amino acids)
Biological process (GO): signal transduction
Cellular component (GO): cell surface
Source: RefSeq, a predicted model, not a curated record